GAGGCUAAGCUUUAACUAUUAUAUUGUUGUAUUUCACUUUUUUUUUUUAAAGUGAAAAAAAAAAGUCUUUGUGCCUGCGUAUCAAAACGCAGAGCAAAGUAGUUUGCUUGCAAAACUUGAAAACUUGAAAACCUAUUAAAUGUGAUUCUGUCAUAAGAAUUUACAGCUUAUGAAUACUAAUUUAUGUUAUCUAAGAUUAAUGCUCUCAGAUCAGAUAUUCAUUUUUCUUUAUCAAUGAAUUUGUCCGAGUUUUCUGCAGAACAGAGGGAAUUUUGAAUGCUUAUUAACUUCUGCGGAGGAUUCGAAUAAAAUAAAUACAUACAUACAUGAAUAAUAUUUCAAACAGUUUUGCCGCUUUAUCGUUGGAUUCCAGUGAUCCUCGGGAAGACUGCGCUCAGCCCAAUUUAUCCACGGAAAAAGGCCGCAAAAUGACCAAAAAGGAGAGAAAAAAAGCUAGCAUUACAAGAUCAAAUAGGCCGGAGGAAAAUAAUUCUGAUAUACAGUCGAAACAACAGGUGCUUGGCACUUCUCUCAGCAUGCCUCUUGUAUGGAUAGACUUAGAAAUGACAGGUUUAAGGAUUGAAGAGGACAGGAUAUUAGAGAUUGCCUGUAUCAUUACCGAUGGACGGUUGGUGAAAAGAGUAGAGGGGCCGGACCUGAUAAUUAACCAGUCAGAUCAAUGCUUGGCAAGAAUGGGGGAAUGGUGCCAGAAUCAACAUUCUGCCAGUGGGCUGGUAGAUGCGGUUCGGAAAAGUAGAGUCACUGAGCAAGAAGCAGAGCAGCAGGUUCUGGAAUUUGUUAAGCAGCACAUUAGUACUACACCACCACCUCUAGCUGGGAAUUCUGUUUAUGUGGAUUUCAUGUUUCUGAAGAAAUAUAUGCCAAACCUGGCAGCAUUUUUUUCCCAUAUACUUGUUGAUGUUAGCAGCAUCAAGGCAUUGUGUUUUCGGUGGUAUCCGAAAGAUGCUAAAAAUGCUCCCGUUAAGAAGAAGACACACCGUGCUCUUGAUGAUAUUAAAGAGAGCAUAGCUGAAUUGGAGUACUUGCAAAAGACAAUUUUCAAGGCAUCUCAGCGGUAAGAAAAACAAAUGUUGUUUUCUAGUGGACAUCUUAUUUGUCUACUUACAUGAAAGCAUUUGCAAUUGACAUGGAAGUCAAUUGUUGUAUUUUCUUGGGAAAUUAUAGAAGAUGCUUGCCAAAGUGUAGGAAAGAUUAUGUAAUAUGGAUUUUGGAGAACCUUCUACUGAAAGCAAAUCAAUAUAAUGUCAAUGUCAGUUCAGCAUGCAAAAUUAAGAGGGACUGUUUUUGCUGAAUUAGAUGACUCUACUUACCUUCGAUCUCUCUUUGAAGGAAUCAGUCUAUCCUGUUUAAUAAUUUUAUUUUUUCUUAGCUACAGUGAUUUUAAUAUUUAUUCUCAUAAAUCCCUCUUACUUAUA
Molecule: messenger RNA, 1436 nt
Organism: Cryptomeria japonica (Japanese cedar)
Lineage: Eukaryota; Viridiplantae; Streptophyta; Pinopsida; Cupressales; Cupressaceae
Product: oligoribonuclease
Exons: 8
Coding region: 327-1079 (250 amino acids)
Cellular component (GO): mitochondrion
Molecular function (GO): nucleic acid binding; 3'-5'-RNA exonuclease activity
Source: RefSeq, a predicted model, not a curated record